Messenger RNA from Caenorhabditis sp. 36 PRJEB53466, 1509 nucleotides. The record is from the annotation of a GenBank genome assembly. Lineage: Eukaryota; Metazoa; Nematoda; Chromadorea; Rhabditida; Rhabditidae.
AUGGUCCGCGAACAGCCAAAGGACCGUUCCGAAGAGCCAGUGGCCAAGAGAGGUCGAAUCGACGAGCAACCGGUUGAGAAGAGAGAGGAGGAGGGAGAGGAAGAGGAGUCGGAGCUCGAGGAGGAUUCGGAGGUCGAGUCGAACUACGACGACGUGAUCCUCACGGAUGAGGAGGAGAUGGACGAGGGCGGAGAAGAGAACGAGGAAGUCGUCGUGGCUCCGGAUGCAGAGGAUGCGAACCCAGCCGUCGACGAGGUCGCCAUGAACAACAUGUACGACAAGGUGGUCCGUGAUGCUAUCAACAUCGUCCCGCACCGUGCUCGCUCGAACGGAAGCGUUCGCUCUUCUGGAUCAGGUAAUAUUUUGAUCGGUUGGGGGUAGGUACCCAACUCUUUUCAAAUUGUUUACCGCGUGCUUUCUCACGCUUUUGGAGCGCAGGUAUAAUCCGGAUGUAUGAUUCCGUAGUCAAUUUCCUUCCCGCCACCAACAAUGACUCAGGAAGCGGGGGGAAAGAGUACAAACAGCAUGAGCAAACGUAAUUGAAUUUGUGGGUGUUUCAGUUCUGCGCUACGAUGGCAUUAACUAUCUGAUGGCUGAGAUGCAAGGGAUGUGGCAGGAGAGAGAUGAGGAAUCGUAUGCGGAGAGGAGACAAAAUCUGUGGCCGCUUCUUCAUGAUGCUAUCCAACAGCUGCGGGCUUCUGGACGCGUGAACCAUACCAAUCUUCUGGACCAAACUGUCCUUCCGCAAGACUUCCUUAAGGAUUUCGAAGAUGCCAUGGAGCUUUUCCUGAAGACAAAGAAGAAGGAAGGCACUCCUCAAACUUGGGAGGAGACCCAGGCUCGCAUCAAAUGUAAGGAAGCCAGUAAGGCAGUGAUUUCAAUUCUAGCAGAACGUUUUCAGACGAGACGAAACGCGUGAAGAUGCUGCAAUCCAAGGCGAUAAGCUUCCAUAAACGUAACCAGACUCGUCCGGGAUGGCAUCACAAGUACGGAGCAUUGUUCCCAGUUCAGACCAGCUACGACAUGAUCGAGUUCUUAAUGUACGCAAUGUCGCUGACCGGUUUCAAUUUUGAGAAGAACCUCGAGGAAAACACGGUCUGGCAUCCCGAAAUCACUGAACUCAACGAUGACGGACGUCGUCUCAUGGAGGCUUGUUACAUCAUGGAUCCGAGCUUCCGGAAGGAGUUCAUCGAUACCGUCAAGUCAAUGCGUGUGUCUGCUGGAGGUGUGCUCACUGCCGAAGAAGAAAAAAUCGCCACUUCGUUGUUCGGUAAGGAAAGUAUCUUCUGACGAGUGCCUAGUGAACUUGUUUCAGACGAGAUGAAUGCUGUUUUUAACUUGAACUUCGAGCACUUCAUUCUCGACGACGCUGCGGUCAUUCGUCACAAGAAAGAGCUUGCCAGAAUCCGUCGCGUCAACCUCCAACGCUUCCGUGAUCUGACUGCUCAGGCCAACGAGGCACAUCGCGUUCUCGAAGAAAUGAUGGCCUCACGAUUUAGACCAGCCUAA